This is a messenger RNA of Amphibalanus amphitrite, 3725 nucleotides long. RefSeq lists its product as uncharacterized. The coding region runs from base 288 to 2630 and encodes 780 amino acids. NCBI's taxonomy places the organism in Eukaryota, Metazoa, Arthropoda, Thecostraca, Balanomorpha, Balanidae. The transcript has 16 exons. The record is from RefSeq and is a predicted model, not a curated record. Gene Ontology annotation, molecular function: flavin adenine dinucleotide binding; oxidoreductase activity, acting on the CH-CH group of donors.
AGUCACGUGACCUACUCUCGCCUCAGUCACACGUGCCGCCUGCGUACUAGUCACGUGACCUAGCCUCACCUCACGGAGCACACAGCCGCUGUAGUGAGUAGUGAGAUCACGUGACCUGCCUACCCUCCCUCCCGCCGGGUGGUGGGGUGGGGAGGGCAGAGGGGUGGGGUAGGUCGUCAGAGGACGGAGCGGGCUGCGCGCUCGACACUGCGACCGGCCGGCUCGUGGUAGGCGGACGUGGAGAGCGCUACUGGAGGCCACUGACCUACGACACAACUCUCGUUGAGAUGGACAGCGAACCCUGGACGGAGAAGAUGUGGGGCGGACGGAAGUUCUGGGGCGUCGGCUCGGAGUUCGACCCCUGGUGGACCCUGAAUGAGAAGCAGAAGAAACUGCAGCAGGACCUGAUGGAGAUUUGCAGGACGAAAAUCCGACCGCAUGCCAUCUACUGCGACAAAACGUACUCGUAUCCACGUGAGUCUCUGAACGCGAUGUCGGAGCUGGGCCUGCUGGGCCUGCUGGUGCCCAAGGAGCUCGGAGGUCUGGGAGAGAGCCACCGCUGUGCCGCCAUGGUGGUGGAGACGCUGGCCAGAUACGGGUGUCCCAGCACCGCCAUGGUUUACACGAUGCAUCUGUGUGCGACGGCGGGUCUUCUGUUACGUCAUCACAACAGCGAGACGAUCAAGGACAUUCUGCGCCGACUGGAUAAGGACAAACUGGUGGGCACGCUCUCAUACAGUGACCCCGCUACGGGCGGCCACUUUUGGUUCCCGCUCUCCUCCAAGUGUCACCAGCUGGACGAGAAUCACGUUAAGCUGCUCAAGUACGCCUCGUGGACCACAUCGUCAGGAUUCGCCGAUUUCUACGCCAUCCAGACUGUCAGCCCGGGGAAGAAGCCCGGAGACUUCUCCGACCUCACCUGCUUCCUCUUCUUGAAGGACGAGGUGCGCGCCAACGCCGCUGACUGGCAGUCGCUGGGAAUGCACGGGAACCAGUCGGGGCCUCUGAUCUGUGAGGGCGUGCUGGAUGUCAGCCGACGCAUCGGACCCGUCGGCGAUGGAUCCAGGUCAAACGACGAAACGGUCGAUCCGUUCUUCCUGCUGGCUUCGUCUUGCUGCUGGAACGGCAUCGCCCUGGCCUGCAUCGACUUGGUGAAGAAACAUGUCACCAGGAAGGCUCAUGGUGACUUGGGCAUACGUGUCUGCGAUUAUCCCACCAUUCAGGACUAUUUUGGCGAGAGCGUAUGCGACACCAACUCGGUUCGGCUCAUGGCCAUGUCGAUAGCUGAGGCGCUGGACAUGGCCACAGAAAACAACAGCUGGGACAAACACGUCCACCUAGACUACUUGCCACGCGCCAAAUUUCUUCAGUGGCUGUGGCAGCUGAAGUUCGCGGCGGCCAAGAAUGUCAACACCGUGACAGACACUAUGCUACACGCGGCCGGCGGCUCCGGAUACAAGACGGACUUUGGUCUGGAGCGCCUGCUGCGGGACGGAAAGGCCGGCUGGGUGAUGGGACCGUCCAACGAGGUUCUCCGCCAGUGGGUCGGAAAGACGGUCCUCCUCGGCAUGGAUGCCACCGACUACUGGGCGCAGCAGGUCAACCACCGCGCCGUGCACCACGAGGUGCAGAAGAUGACUACCGAUCAGAAGGAGGCGCUGGUCGCCCAGCUCCAGGAGGACGUCCAGAACAGUCGCAGGAGUGCCAGGGAGGCGGCAGAGAAGAACACAGAGGAGGAGGAGGACUUUGAGAACCCGUUCAGCACCGCGCCGCCCCAGUAUGUCGACAAGCCUCUAACUCUGCAGGGUCGGGAGUGCACCCCCGGUCUCCGCCCGGACACCUUCACGCCGAUGGCACUGCGCGAGCGGAAAACACUCGGAGAUAAGAUGGAAAUGUUCACCUUUGUCUACCCGGAGCCGGACAAGCACAGCGGCUGUCUGGCCGGACAGUAUGUCAAGAUCCGGAUCCACCCGGAGGGCCACCCGGUCCAGGAGCGGUACUUUUCGCCCGUCUCCCGACCCGACCAGCCCGACGAACUGGAGAUCAUCAUCCGGUUCGAGACGACUGGCAUCCUCUCGCAGCACUUCAAACAACUCAAACCCGGUGACACGGUCGAAGUGCAGGGCCCGUGCGGCGGGUUCGAGUACCGCGCCAACACCGUCGACCACCUGGCUCUUCUGGCGUCGGGCGCGGGCGUCACCCCGGCACUGCAGCUGAUCAGAACGGUUAUGGCUGACCCGGAGGAUAGUACGCAGGUGACACUGCUCUGUUUUGCCGAGACGGUGGACGAUAUACUGCUGAAGGACGAGCUGGAUCGCUACCAGGCCACGGACAAGCGUCUUCAGAUCCUGUACUCGCUGGGUGAGACGCCCGAGAACUGGGAUGGCGAGGAGGGCUUCAUUGACAGCGACAUGAUACAGAGGAUGGUGGCCAAACCCAACGGACGGCGCUGCAAGAUUGUGCUAUGCGGCGGCCCCACGAUGGUCAUCUCCACGCUCAGUUCGCUGCGACAGCUCAAGUACCCGGCGCGGGAUAUCUUCGUGUACGGCCAAUUCGGCGUGGAACAGGUGCGCAUGGUGUACGGCCGGUAUGUGGAACUGUCCGGGCACAAGUCGGGGUGCGCCGUCUGAACUGGAGUGUAGCUGAGAGACCCUGGAGGAGCUCUGGAAAAGUUUGGAGGAUCUGAUGAAUCUGGAGAAGAUCUGAAGAUAGGUACUGCAGAAAUUCCCACAAGUUCAAGCCUUGUGGGAAUCAGAGUCAGGAAAAAAAAUGAAAAAGUGAAUGAAGUGGAGAAACUCCGAAGGAGCUUUGGAGAAAUUAGAGAAGUUCUGGGGAAACUGGAGUAACUCUGAAGAAAGGUUGGAGAAGUAAGGAAAUCUCUGGACAAGUUACGCAUUAUGGAGAAGCUGGAAAUUCUCUGGAGACACCAAGAACGCGGGAAAGUCUUCUGUGCUUUCUUUGGAGAAGCUGCUUUGCUUUGGAGAAGAGAAGAGACGAGAGCAAAAGAGCUUUGGAGAAAAGAAGGGAAUUUUGGAGAUGAAAAACGAGACUGAUGCUGGUGUUGGAGAACCAGCUGAGCACGUGAGCGUCCUCUAAAGGUCAGCAUGUAGCAACUAGCCGCUGUAGGUGCUCACAUGUCAUUCCCAGCGCUGUAGAAAAGCCUGUAAUGCUAGCUCCUCUCGCUGGUUGUUGGUGCUUGGGCUGUUUACUCCGCCACAGGUUGUAGUUGUGGUGUAAUGUUACUAACCUAGAGUUAGUAGUGGUAAUGAGAUGCUGUGCGAUCUAUUUUUGUGUCGUAAUUGUUAAAUAAUGUAGCGUUGGACUUGGGACUUUGCAGAAAAUGCAAAUCUAGGUUAGAUUUGCUCUGGCUUUUCGACGGAUGCAUGUAACCUGCUCAGUCUAGAUAUUCUAGAUUCUAGAGAUUCUAGAUCAGUCUAGAGAUUGUUAUAGGGUCAUGGGCACAAACUGUAGUACGGUUGCGGCGUUAUAGUCGAUUCGUAUAUUUUCGUACAGAUUUUAUCGUCCUAGGGUUGUUUGCGCGAGUUUUGAUGAUGCCUGUCGGUGAUGGCUUCGAGUGUACCUAUUUGAGUAGCUUACGAGCUCUUCCAUACGACAUGCUGUUUGUGUAGCUCAUGCUAUGGCACCGAAGUUUCUAAGAAGUGCAUUAAGGAGGCAUCAGUAUUGUAUGUAAAUGGUUAUGGAAGAUAAUAAAUAUAGCAAAGCUA